AGAGUGCAUGUGGUGUGCGGACAGGCAGUGGUUGGCGGGCAGGGAAUCGGACGCGUCCCGCAGCGAGUCACUUGACAUCAACAAACUGAGGACAGUUCAGGACUUAUUUCACAAAAAUGGGAAUAUUUUCAGCCUCCUCGCCCUUCGACCAGUAUAUAGAACGGGCAACGAGUGAGAAGAACACUGGAGAUGACUGGGGACAGAUCAUGGACAUAUGUGAUAAAGUGAAGGAGAGCAACACAGGGCCAAAAGAUUGUCUCAAAUCCUUAGUAAGAAGACUGAACUCAGAAAACCCCAGGAUCGUCUUGCAGGCUGUAACACUCCUGGAUGCUUGCAUCAACAACUGUGGUCGCAAAUUUCUUCUUGAGGUUGCCAGCAGAGAGUUUGAGCAAGAACUUAGGAAACUCAUCACAAACACUCGUGCCCACCACAAAGUUUCUGAGAGACUACGUGAAUGUCUAAAAAAGUGGGCUGAGGGAGAGUUUAAGGGUGACCCCCAGCUAAGCCUCAUUCCAGCCCUAUAUACCAAACUGAAGCAAGAUGGAUAUGACUUCAAUGUACAGACUGAUUCACCCAAGAAACCCUCAGCUAAGUACAGCACAGAUCCAAAUGUGGUGAACAACAAACAGGAGGAAGAUGACAUUGCCCGUGCCAUUCAGCUGUCCUUGCAGGAGUCAGGGGGUAAUGGCUCCUCUACAUCUCAGUCAUCCCGCUCUUCCAAUCUCUACUCCCUUGCCUCAGCUGCCCUCACCAGUGAUAGUGCCACAUUAUCUGCCACUUCCUCCUCUCCUCCAGCCAAGGAACCACAGAAAGCACGAGCACUUUAUGACUUUGAGGCAGCAGAAGACAAUGAACUCACAUUCAAGGCUGGAGAAAUAGUUGUGGUGCAGGACAGCAGUGACCCUAACUGGUGGAAGGGAACCAACCAUCGAGGUGAAGGACUCUUUCCAGCCAACUUUGUCACCCUGGAUCUCAAUGCUGAAACUGAUCAGCCACGAUCCGAAAGUGGGAAGAGGGUUUCCUUCUCUGAGUGUGUAGAAGUGACAGAAGUGGAAGGGGCAGGUGGAGCAGAGCAAGUGGAGGUGACAGGCGAGGUUGAUGAAGAAAAGAUAGAUAAUCUUCUUCAUGUCUUGCAUGAAGCUGAUCCAACAGGAGAGAGGCCAGAUCCACCACAGCUUGCCAUUCUUGAGGAGCAAGUUAAUGCCAUGGCCCCAACAAUUGAUGCUGAACUGGAGCAGAUUGACCGCAAACAUGCUCAGCUGGCCCGUAUCAGCACUGAUCUUGUGGAUGCACUUGGUCUUUAUCAUCAGCUGAUGCGUGACAUGCCAUCCACAAUGAGUAGCUACUAUCCCAUCCCCAAGAACCCUGUGGGUGCUCCUGGACAGAUGCCAGCCUAUGGACUCUCACCAACCCCUGGCAUGCCUCCACAUCAUAUAUAUGGCACUCCUGGCCAGUUUGCACCGUACAUGGUCCCUCCAGCCCCUGGUGCCCCAGUAGGUCCUGGUCCCUUCCCCAAUAUGCCCACCUCCAGCAAUACAGGACCCACAAUGCCACCACCACCCCAGACACAUUCCAUGCCUGUGAACACUCAACCUAUUCCUGGCCCUCAACCACCAAUCACCCAGCCUGUCGUCUCCCAGGCACCAGAGUUCCAGCCAAUGCCUCCAAACAAUCUUGAUGCUUCUGGGGCAAACAUGAUGCCAGGCUAUGGUCACUACCCUGGUAACAAUCAAUAUGGUCCACCCCCUGCAACUCAGCCCAGUGGUGCUCCUACUGAUCAGUCAAAUGGUCCCCCAAAUUCCUUUCCAGCCUACUCCCAGCCACAGACAGUGCAACAGCCUCUCCUAUAAACCAGUGGAGCAAAGUUAGACCAGUUAUGUAUGUUAAAAGUCUAAUGGUUUGAUAGUCCUUCAGCUACAUAAUAUAUGGAUUAUUCUUUUACUCAGUAAUUUUACAAAUUUGUACUGCUUAAUCUAGUGUCUAAUUGCAGGUUUCUUGAUGGUUGCCGUAUGUGAAUAAUUGUAAAGUGCCCUCAUUCUCUGCUCUUAGGAAAUUAUUUGAAAGAGGUGGGUGAGGAGGACUGAUAGGAAGUGGUUGGACCUUUGCAGUCUCAAAAUAUGAAAUUUCAGCUAUUUAUAACUUAGUAAAGAGUUUCUUUCCCUUACCUUAACCCUAUAAGUGACCAGUGUAUUAAGAAAGAUGCAUAUAAGGGGCUUACAAAUCAUAUUUGCUUCACAGUCUGCUGCCACAGGGAAGUUGACAGUGCCAUAACAAAUUUUAUAAAUUUAUGGUGAACAUCAUCAGACUGGCAAGUUUUUCACAUUUACAUAGACUAGAAGUUAGUAGUUAUACAUUUCCAUAUGAAUGUUAUUUCCAAAGAACAUACAUAGAAUACAUAUAUAUGAAAAUAAACUUCAAAGAAAAA
Scylla paramamosain (green mud crab) is the source of this 2425-nucleotide messenger RNA. It is a transcript of the gene Stam, whose product is annotated as signal transducing adapter molecule 1-like. Gene Ontology annotation, molecular function: phosphatidylinositol binding; ubiquitin binding. The transcript has 11 exons. The record is from RefSeq and is a predicted model, not a curated record. Gene Ontology annotation, biological process: protein transport to vacuole involved in ubiquitin-dependent protein catabolic process via the multivesicular body sorting pathway. NCBI's taxonomy places the organism in Eukaryota, Metazoa, Arthropoda, Malacostraca, Decapoda, Portunidae. The coding region runs from base 117 to 1850 and encodes 577 amino acids. Gene Ontology annotation, cellular component: ESCRT-0 complex.